AUGGGAGAGAGCGAAACAAAACUCUCUGUCCCUGAUCACAACUCUCUUAUCUUAAACACGAACCUGACAAACCUCUCUCAAGGCAUAUAUUCAUUUUGGUUAAACCAAAACACUGAGGAGAGAAAGAACGAGAUGGCGAAGAAGAGAGGACAUGUAUUGGCAGUGCCAUAUCCAACGCAAGGACACAUCACACCAAUCCACCAAUUCUGCAAACGACUUCACUUCAAAGGUCUCAAAACCACUCUCACUCUCACCACUUUCGUCUUCAACUCCAUCAAACCUUACCCAUCUGGGCCAAUCUCCAUAGCCGCCAUCUCUGAUGGCUACGACCUCCACGGCUUCGACUCAUCUGGCUCCAUCCACGAAUACCUCCAAAACUUUAAAACAUUCGGCUCCAAAACCAUUGCAGACAUCAUCCGCAAACACCAGACUAGUGAUGACCCCAUCACUUGUAUCGUCUACGAUGCUUUCAUGCCUUGGGCACUCGACGUUGCCAGAGAGUUUGGUCUAGCCGCGGCUCCUUUCUUUACUCAGUCUUGUGCUGUUAACUACGUUUAUUACCUUUCCUACAUAAACAAUGGAAGCUUGAAUCUUCCCAUUGAAGAAUUGCCUUUUCUUGAGCUCCAAGAUUUGCCUUCUUUCUUCUCUGUUUCUGGAUCUUACCCUGCUUACUUUGAGAUGGUGCUCCAACAGUUUACAAACUUCGAGAAAGCUGACUUUGUGCUCGUUAAUACCUUCCAAGAUCUGGAUCUUCUUGAGAAGGAGUUGUUGUCAAAAUUUUGUCCUGUGUUGACAGUUGGUCCGAGUGUUCCAUCAAUGUAUUUAGACCAACGGAUCAAAUCAGACACAGACUACGAUCUGACUCUCUUUGAAUCGAAAGAUGCUGCCUUGUGCACUAGCUGGCUCGACACAAGGCCACAAGGGUCGGUGGUGUAUGUAGCAUUUGGGAGCAUGGCUAAGCUGAACAAUGUGCAGAUGGAGGAGCUUGCUUCAGCAGUAAGUAACUUCAGCUUCUUGUGGGUUGUCAGAGCUUCAGAGGAGGCAAACCUGCCAUCAGGGUUUCUUGAGACAUUGGAUAAAGAUAAGAGCUUGGUCUUGAAAUGGAGUCCUCAACUCGAAGUUCUAUCAAACAAAGCCAUUGGUUGUUUCUUGACUCACUGUGGCUGGAACUCAACCAUGGAGGCAUUAACCUUUGGGGUUCCCAUGGUGGCUAUGCCUCAAUGGACCGAUCAACCAAUGAACGCAAAGUACAUACAAGAUGUGUGGAAGGCUGGAGUUCGUGUGAAGACAGACAAGGAGAGUGGGAUUGCCAAGAGAGAGGAGAUUGAGUUUAGCAUCAAGGAAGACAAAACCAUCCUCUGUCCCAUCAGCAAAACAAACAGCGCCUUGUCCUUGGUGGAUGAUACGAACAGUUCAUGUAUAACGAUUAAACGCAACUCGGGUUUGUCUUCUUGCUCUGAUCACAAGCAACUUCAAACGCGUAUCAACAUAAUAUUUACAAUUUCUCUUUACUCAUUUUGUUGUAACCAAGAGAGAGAUAGAGAGAAGAAGAAGAGAACUAUGGAGAAAAAGAGAGGGCAUGUACUAGCAGUGCCAUUCCCAAGCCAAGGUCACAUCACACCGAUUCGCCAGUUUUGCAAACGACUUCACUCCAAAGGUUUCAAAACCACUCACACUCUCACCACUUUCAUCUUCAACACGAUCUAUCUGGACCCAUCAAGUCCGGUCUCAGUAGCCACAAUCUCCGACGGCUACGACCACGGUGGCUUCUCAUCAGCCGCCUCCGUCCCCGAAUACCUCCAAAACUUCAAAACCUUCGGCUCCAAAACCGUUGCUGACAUCAUCCGCAAGCAUCAGACCAGUGAUGACCCCAUCACUUGUAUCGUCUACGAUUCUUUCAUGCCUUGGGCUCUUGACCUUGCAAGAGAGUUUGGUUUAGCUGCGGCUCCUUUCUUCACGCAGUCUUGCGCCGUCAACUACAUUAAUUAUCUUGCUUACAUAAACCAUGGAAGCUUGAAACUUCCCAUCAAGGAUUUUACUUUUCUUGAGCUCCAAGAUUUGCCCACUUUCGUGACUCCUACUGGGUCCCAUCUUGCUUACUUUGAGAUGGUGCUCCAACAGUUCACCAACUUCGACAAAGCUGACUUCGUACUCGUUAAUACCUUCCGGGAGCUUGACCCUCAUGAGGAGGAGUUGUUGUCGAAAGUUUGUCACGUGUUGACAAUUGGUCCGACUGUUCCAUCAAUGUACGUAGACCAACAAAUCAAAUCAGACACCGACUAUGAUCUAAACCUCUUCGACUCAAAAGAAGCUGCCUUGUGCACUGACUGGCUAGACACGAAGCCACAAGGGUCAGUGGUGUAUAUAGCCUUUGGGAGCAUGGCUCAACUGAGCAGUGUGCAGAUGGAAGAGAUUGCUUCUGGGAUAAGCAACUUCAGCUACUUGUGGGUGGUCAGAGCUUCAGAGGAGUCAAAGCUCCCAUCAGGGUUUCUUGAAACAGUUGAUAACGAAAAGAGCUUGGUCUUGAAAUGGAGUCCUCAGCUUCAAGUUCUGUCAAACAAAGCAAUCGGUUGUUUCAUGACUCACUGUGGCUGGAAUUCAACCAUGGAGGGUUUGACUUUAGGGGUUCCCAUGGUGGCUAUGCCUCAAUGGACCGAUCAACCGAUGAAUGCAAAGUACAUACAAGAUGUGUGGAAGGUUGGGGUUCGUGUGAAGGCAGAGAUAGAGAGUGGGAUUGCGAAGAGAGAGGAGAUUGAGUUUAGCAUUAAGGAAGUGAUGGAAGGAGAGAAGAGUAAAGAGAUGAAGAAGAACGCAAAGAAAUGGAGAGACUUGGCUGUAAAGUCACUCAGUGAAGGAGGCUCUACAGAGAUCAACAUUAACACAUUUGUGUCCAAGGUUCAAAUCAUUCUAUCUGAAGAUGAGAUCUUACCAAGGGAACUUAAACGUAUCUUUCCACCAUCCUUGCUUAGAGCAAUUAGCUACGAUUUUGUCAAGUCGAAUAAUGAUCUCAGAGAAUGUCGGCCUAAUACCAGCUUCUGGAUGCCAACACUCCUCAAUCAACCUGCACAUUAA
Messenger RNA from Thlaspi arvense, 3072 nucleotides. NCBI's taxonomy places the organism in Eukaryota, Viridiplantae, Streptophyta, Magnoliopsida, Brassicales, Brassicaceae. The record is from the annotation of a GenBank genome assembly.